UAGGUAAGCCUAAUCAAAACUAUUUCAAAACCACACGACGCUCAGCAACGCCACGAGAGGGAAAAAACACAAGUGAAACAGAUACAAAGUUAUAGAGAUUCUCACUUCGGUGUACCUGAACUCUGGGUUAAACGCCACGGUUUUUAUUUUUCCUUUGUAUAUUUUUAGUACUACGUCGGUUGCAGGUAUAGGCAACUGCUGUAAUUGAAUGAAUAAUUUGCUAGUAGAUUAACUACAUCUAUACAACACUGAUUAUUUAUCUACGUAUGACGUUCUUUUAUUGAUUGCUACAGUAUAGCAUGCAGAAAGCAGUUUCACUGUUGCAACACGCGUUGUUCCUCGAGUCAAAUGAUUGACUUUGGACUUCCUUAAGCCUUUUGUCCCAUAGGUGAUUAUGCUUGCUGUGAAUAAGAAAGCACUGGCGAUUUUGCUGGUGGUCUUGCCACUCUUAUUUAUUUUUUUUUACCACUGGAGCUCAGGGUCCGUUACCACAAUUGACGUUCAAGGAACAGACUCUUUAAAAGAGCUUCUGGAGAAGAGGACACAGCAGGCGAAUUAUGGAAAUGACAAUAUUCCUUACCGCAUCAAAGACAGCAUCUCAAAAACUCUUGCCAUUAAUGGAUGUGUCUGUGAAAGCGACAAACCACGCAUCAAUUUACCCUUUGCUCAGCUACUGUUCCCUCAGAUAUCAGCUACCCAGCUACAUGCCUUGUUACAAGAAUCAGACCUGCCAAAAGUAAAACAAUAUAGAGAUAAGGAGUACCAGAGCUUCCGUAAGAGGACUUACACAGCUGCAGACUCGCUGAUUUUAGCUGAGGCCAACAGCCCUCUUCAGUACCCUACUCAAGGUGUGGAAGUCAGACCGACAAGGACCAUUCUAAUCCCCGGUUUGAGUCUAAACGAAAAAUCCAAAAAGAGUCCCUAUGUGGUGGAUCUAAUUGCAACAAUGGGGACAUUUGAUACUUCGGCGCUGGUGAAUGGAGUGAAAAUCAGUGGAGAAGGAGAGAUGCACAUUACUUUUGUGAGCGAAUCGCUGGCUUUGCUAAACAGACAGCUGCAGUUUGUCACCUACACAAACACAAGGUUUCACCCCAACACAGCAGAUGUAGUGCAAUUUGAAACGACUGGUUUCAAAGCAACAUUUACUAUUAGGAUCAGACAUCCACCAAUGCCUAGAUUCUUCAACCCCGGACCCAAAAAAGACUACAAUGUCAGCACUCUGGUCACCAUUGCCACCAAAACAUUUCUACGCUAUGAUAAACUUCAAGAUUUGAUCGACAGCAUUCGACAGUUCUACCCCACUAUAACUAUAGUUAUAGCUGAUGACACCAAAGAUCCAAAACCUGUAAAAGGCCCUUACAUUGAACAUUAUCUCAUGCCAUUUGGGAAGGGAUGGUUUGCUGGCCGAAACCUGGCCGUCUCUCAGGUGGCAACCAAGUAUGUGCUUUGGGUGGAUGAUGAUUUCAUUUUCACCUCAAACACCAAACUUGAAAAAAUGGUGGAUAUUUUGGAGACAACCACUUUGGACCUGGUGGGAGGUGCAGUCAGGGAAGUGACUGGAUACACUGCCACCUAUCGGCACAUCGUCUCCACAGAUCCAGAUGCGGUCAUUAAUUUUUUCAUGGCUCGCACAGAGAAAAUACGACAAGUGGGCUUUGAUCCACGUCUGGCUCGGGUUGGUCAUUUAGCAUUUUAUAUCGAUGGGCUUGGCUCUCUCCAUGUGGGCUCCUGUGAUGAUGUCAUCAUUAAUCACGCAUCAAAGAUCAAGGGGUUGUUGCCAUGGGGACAGUCUGAUACUGACAAAGCCUAUGCUUCUUUUCGCUAUCCCUCCUCAGAAGAGAAAAGUGUACAGGAAUAUGAUCUUUACUACCUAAAGAACCAUUUUAAAUGCGUCACUAGUGAAUAGAUAUCUAAUUGUGACAACAUCUGCAUGAAAAUGACAAACAAAAGGGGCACAUAAAAGUAUAUGUAAGGCAUCAAUCAAAACCUUUCAUUUUAUGGAGACAUCUUACUUUCAUGGGAAAGUGUGGAUUUUUAAUUUUUGAUAAACCAUCCCUUUAUAGCCAUAAGCAUUUUUGCAGUAUUUUGCGGAAAAAGUUAUGGUGAAUUGCCCUGAAGUGGGACACUGCCUUGUGGGACACCUAAUGUCUCGUGUUUGUAGGUCCCCCUAAAAACAUGUGACGGAACAAAAAUCACAUGACCUCACAAAUAUACAGUCAUGUAUGCGGGUGGAGCCAUCUUCAAAUAGAAAACACAUUUGAAUCAAAAAGUGUCCCAGAUUAGAGUAAUUCAACCCUAUCUAAAUAAUCACAAAAAUCAGUAUAAAUAUUAAACAAUCUAACAGAAAUACACAAUAUUAAAUCUCAACAGAACAGCACAAGGUGGUGUCAUUGUUCUGGUCAUUUAUCAAAUGUAGUGAUUUGCUUUUCACGCCACAAGAGGGCGGCAACUCAUCAGGGGAACUAUGCAAAUUAUAUUGUAAGAACAUUGAUUGUUACAUACUUUUUUAUUAUUGUUUUUCAUUGUACAUUGAGCAACACUGUGUGGAGUAUUAUAUUGAGUGGGGGAGAUUGGGGUAAGACCGAUAAAACAUAUUUUUUUGGAAGGCUAUGUUAAAUUAUGGUUUAAAAUUAUUUAUAAAGGGUGUGCGUGUCAUGUGUUAGUAUCUUUUUACAUAAAAAUAAACUUUUUUUACUUUGGUGCUUGUUGCUUUAAUUUUACAAUUAUAGCCGUUUAACACAGUGUAAUUAAACCUACUGCCAAUCAUAAACUUGAAGUGACAUUUAGGAUACAUUUUUUUUAUGUGCACAUAGUAUGAUUUUAAUGUUUGAUCUAUCAGAGAUAGUAAACCAACUUUUUCAUGUACUGUACAACUGUUCAAUAAAGUCUAUGCUGAUCGUA
Messenger RNA from Misgurnus anguillicaudatus (oriental weatherfish), 2901 nucleotides. Lineage: Eukaryota; Metazoa; Chordata; Actinopteri; Cypriniformes; Cobitidae. The record is from RefSeq and is a predicted model, not a curated record.